This is a messenger RNA of Epinephelus lanceolatus (giant grouper), 2380 nucleotides long. RefSeq names its product GTP binding elongation factor GUF1 (gene guf1). Gene Ontology annotation, cellular component: mitochondrion. Gene Ontology annotation, biological process: positive regulation of translation. Gene Ontology annotation, molecular function: GTPase activity; GTP binding; mitochondrial ribosome binding. The record is from RefSeq and is a predicted model, not a curated record. Lineage: Eukaryota; Metazoa; Chordata; Actinopteri; Perciformes; Serranidae.
CCAAAAUGUCUGCACCCUUACCAUCCAUGAACCGGGGUUAUUACAGGACUGUUUACUUUAGAGAUAACGUUAGGUGUAUUUUUCAUCGCGUGACAGUCCACUGACUUAAUGUGGCAAUAGUCUACAUGUUAUUAAUGUGAAUGCAGCAGUAUUCCACAGCUAGCUAGCUAGUUAGCUAACGCCAGCUAACAGUCAUUUAUCCUUCAUGCUGUAAGGAAAAUUACUGGGUAGCUUAAGGGAAACAUGUCGCUGUCUCUGGUGAAACGGUGGUGUGAGACACCACUAAUAAGACGGGUUUUACAGUACAAAGUGUACAGAAGGAAAAUACAAAGCUACAACAUGACCUACACACUGUUAAGACACCGCUGGAUGAAAAGGCUGCCCGUGUUCUCCAGCUGCUUCAGGAUGGUCAGCACACAAACAGACAAGGACACUAUUGACCUGUCAAAGUUCCCUGUGGAGAGAAUCAGAAAUUUUUGCAUCAUUGCUCAUAUUGACCAUGGGAAAAGCACUCUGGCGGACAGGCUGUUGGAAAUGACAGGUGCCAUAGCAAAGACAGAGAAGAACAAGCAGGUGCUGGACAAGCUUCAGGUGGAGCGAGAGAGAGGGAUAACGGUGAAGGCCCAGACAGCUUCACUGUUUUACAGCCACCAGGGACAGCAGUACCUCCUGAACCUCAUCGACACCCCGGGUCACGUCGACUUCAGUUAUGAAGUGUCUCGAUCGAUUUCUGCAUGCCAAGGUGUCCUGUUGAUCGUUGAUGCCAAUCAGGGGAUUCAAGCGCAGACAGUGGCCAACUUCUACCUGGCUUUUGAAGCUCAGCUGGCAAUCAUCCCUGUCAUCAACAAGAUUGAUUUAAAAAAUGCGGAUCCAGAGAGAGUGGAGUCACAGAUUGAAAAGGUGUUCGAUAUUCCACGUGAAGAAUGCAUUAGGAUUUCAGCUAAAAUUGGAACAAAUGUAGAAAAGGUUCUCCAAGCAGUUGUGAACAGAAUCCCACCGCCGGCUGCGAGUACUAAUGACCCCUUUAGAGCCCUAGUGUUUGACUCCAAUUUCGACCACUACAGAGGAGUGGUGGCCAACAUCGCUGUGUUUGGAGGUCGGGUCCGGAAAGGGGACAAGAUCGUGUCGGCACAUCUCGGCAAAACCUACGAUGUCAAUGAGCUGGGGCUUCUCCGGCCAGAUGAGCACCCAACACAGAAACUGUUUGCAGGCCAAGUGGGCUACAUAAUAGCAGGGAUGAAGGAUGUGAGGGAGGCCCAGAUUGGCGACACACUCUACCUCCAGGAGCAGCCGGUGGAAGCUCUGCCAGGCUUUAAACCUGCCAAAGCCAUGGUCUUUGCUGGCAUGUAUCCAAUGGACCAGUCAGAAUACCCAGGCCUUCGAAGCGCCAUUGAGAGGCUGACCCUAAAUGACUCAAGUGUCACAGUGCAGAGAGACAGCAGUUUGGCCCUGGGAGCAGGCUGGAGACUUGGUUUCCUGGGUCUUCUCCACAUGGAGGUGUUCAAUCAGAGGCUGGAGCAGGAAUACAAUGCCUCCGUUAUAGUAACAGCACCCACUGUUCCCUACAAGGCUAUCCUCACCUCACCCAAACUCAUCAAGGAACACGGCAGUGAGGAAAUAACCAUUGUGAACCCCGCUGAGUUCCCAGACAGAUCAGUUGUGUCAGAGUAUUUGGAGCCAAUGGUGCUGGGGACCAUCCUCGCUCCAGACACUUACACCGGCAAGAUCAUGACACUCUGCCUGAAUCGCAGAGGGGUCCAGAAGAACAUGGUGUACAUAGACGACCAGCGUGUGAUGAUGAAGUAUCUCUUCCCUUUAAAUGAGAUCGUUGUGGAUUUCUAUGACCUUCUCAAAUCAAUGUCCUCUGGAUAUGCCAGCUUUGACUAUGAGAACGCAGGCUACGAGGCUGCUGAUUUGAUAAAGAUGAAUUUUCUGCUUAAUGGGCAACCUGUGGAAGAACUCACCACUAUUGUACACAGAGACCGUGCGUACAGCACAGGUAAGGCCAUGUGUGAGCGACUCCAAGACUCCAUACCAAGGCAGAUGUUUGAGAUCGCUGUACAGGCAUCUAUUGGAACUAAGGUCAUUGCACGGGAAACAAUUAAGGCGUACAGAAAGAAUGUUCUUGCUAAAUGUUAUGGAGGGGACAUAACACGGAAGAUGAAGCUACUGAAGAAACAGGCAGAGGGUAAAAAGAAGAUGCGGCGUAUCGGCAGUGUGGAAGUUCCCAAAGACGCCUUCAUUAGUGUUCUGAAGAGGAAAGAGAAAUAGACUGCAAUAAUAUUAGUAUAUUAAUGUAAUUAUCAUAUGCAACAGGUCUUUAUUAUUGAAAAGUCCUGCUUUAUUUUUCUCUGAAUAAAAUGGCCAUUAAUGCUGCAAA